AUGUAUAAACCAAGUAACACUGUAUACUUGUUCCUGGCAAUCACCUUGUUGUGUGUUGUCACAACAACUAAUGCCUUGAGAAAGCCCAAGGCCCCACUCAUCUACCCCAUGAGCUCAAACGUGACCAAUGUCCACAUAGUCGCUCACACUCAUGACGAUGUUGGCUGGUUGAAGACUGUCGACCAGUACUAUGUCGGCCUAAACAUGUCGAUCGCCUUUGCUGGCGUUCAGUACACUUUGGACGAGGUCAUUAUGGGCCUGCUCCAGAAUGCCAACAGACGUUUCAUCUAUGUCGAGAUCGCCUACUUUAUGAGAUGGUGGAAUGAACAGACGCCAGAGCUUCAGGAGGACGUAACCGAGUUGGUCCACAAUGGCCAGCUUGAGUUUAUCAACGGAGGCUGGUGUAUGAAUGAUGAAGCCACCACCUACUACGACGACAUCAUCGAUCAGAUGACCUUGGGACACCAGUUCCUCAAUCAAAAGUUUGGUGUCACUCCCAAGAUUGGCUGGCACAUCGACCCCUUUGGACACUCCAGUGCCCAGGCUGCCCUCUUUGCCAACCUAGGAUUCGAGGCCUUCUUCAUAUGUCGUCUCGACUACCAAGAUGAUGCCAUCAGACUGGCUGACAAACGCAUGGAGUUCAUUUGGAAUGGUACCCAGUCCACGCCACAGUACCAGUUGUUCACGGGUGUCCUCAGGAACCACUAUUGCACACCAUCUGGUUUCUCUUUUGAGGACGGAGACGACCCCAUCCAGAACGACCCAACUCUAUUCAACUACAAUGUCCAGCAGCGUGCUGAGGAGUUCGUCGCAAUGGCCCUCGAGUAUGCCUCGCACUACACCACCAACAACGUGUUGAUCCCAUUCGGCUGCGACUUUGCCUACAUCGACGCCAACCUCUACUUCAAGAACAUCGACAAGUUGAUCGCCUACAUCAAUGCCAACCCACAGUAUGGCAUCAACGUCUUCUACUCGACGCCAUCGAUCUACACCAAUGCUGUCAACGAGGCCGGAGUGUCCUUCUCGGUAAAGACCGACGACUUCUUCCCAUACGCUGACAAUGAGUACUCUUACUGGACUGGCUACUUUGUGAGCCGUCCCGCCCUCAAGGGUUACGUUCGCCAGACCAACGCCCUUCUCCAUGUCGCCGAGCAGCUGCUCGUCACAUCGCAGAGCGAGAUCCCAAGUGUCCAGUCCACAUACUUCCCCCAGGUCGAGGUACUCCGCCAGGCCCAGGGUGUUGCCCAGCAUCAUGAUGCCGUCUCCGGUACUGAGAAGCAGGAGGUCGCAUGGGACUAUGCCAUGCGAUUGUCAAUCGGCCAAUAUGCCGUGUACGAGGCACUGGACAGUGUUGUCGGACAACUACUUGUCGGUUCAGGCAACCAAUCUGUACCAUCCAUGCAGUUCUGCCCAUUGCUCAAUGAGUCUUCGUGUCCAGCUCUGACCCAGCUUGCCCAGGGAACCAAUGUACCAGUCGUCUUGUACAACUCAUUGUCCUGGUCUCGUUUCGAGCAUGUCCGUCUCCCCGUCCCAACAGCCACAGUCUACGUGUCCAAUGAGUAUGGCGCUGUGUCCUCACAGACCACCACCGAACAGGACGGCACUAUCUCCCUCUCGUUCACUGCUGAGGUCCCACCCUUUGGUUUCGCCUCUUACGUGCUCUCGACCAGCGCACCACAGGACUCUGAGGCCGUCCACGCUGAGGCUCAUGCCACAGCGGUCACCGCAGGCGACAUAGUGAUGCAGAAUGCUUUCAUCUCUGUGAGCUUUGAUGGCAAGACCGGUGCCAUCAAGAGCAUCACCAAUGUCACCUCUGGCUCAUCAAUCGCAGUCACUCAGGAGUACUUGAUGUACGACCCAUCAACGGGUGACCACAGCUCGGGUCAGUGCUCGGGUGCCUACAUCUUCCGCCCCGUCAGCCAGACCCCCUCGACCUACACCACCACCGACCCCAAGGUCACCUACGCCCCAGGCAGCAUGGUCAGCACACUUACUCGCUAUUGGAACGCCAACAUGAUCCAGACAUUCCGUCUGUACGCCAACGCCUACUACCUCGAGCUGGAGGAGACCGUCGGUCCUAUCAGCAUCGCUGACAACAAGGGCAAGGAGGUAAUCUCUCGCUACACAACCGACCUGCACACCAACAACCUGUGGUACUCGGACGCCAACGGCAUGGAGAUGCAGGAACGUGAGCUCAACAAGCGCUACUCAUGGAACUACACCGUGGUGCAGCCCGUGUCUGGCAACUACGUGCCAGUCAACGCAAUCACAUACUUGCAGGAUACCACCAAGAACCAGCAACUGACUUUUGUCACCGAUCGUUCGCGCUCAUGUGCUUCACUCAGCGAUGGCGAGAUCGAGAUGAUGUUGCACCGCAGGACAUUGCGCGAUGAUGGUCGUGGUGUGGGCGAGCCCAUGAACGAGUCGACACAGAUCGUCACAACUACCAAGAUCGUCUUCCACGGUAUCAACAACGACGCACAGUCUAUGUACCGUCCAUUGUCACUGGAGCACAAUCACCCAUUGUUCCCCGUGUUCACCACCACCCAGCAGUCCCCCAGUGUCUGGUCCUCGCAGUACCGCGGCACAUACAGCCCACUGGCCCUCAACCUCCCAGCUGGCGUGCGUGUCCACACCCUGCAGUGGCUGGACGGUUCAGACACAUCCAUCAUCUUGCGUCUCCAGAACAUCUAUGAGCUGGAUGGACAGGACACUGUUGAUCCCCAACUGAUCACUUUGGACGCCAGCACACUGUUCUCCACCUACUCUGUGACAUCAAUCACCGAAAUGAACUUGUCGGCCACCCUCAAACUAUCCAGCUUUGAGCGUUUGAGCUGGAAGACCAACACUGGCACAUGGUACCCCAACAAUGGAUCAUUGGAUAACUUCACCGUCCAGCUUACUCCCAUGGAUGUCCGUACAUUUAUCAUCACCCUCGAGUCUUCCAUUUAA
Messenger RNA from Acytostelium subglobosum LB1, 2952 nucleotides. RefSeq lists its product as hypothetical. The record is from RefSeq and is a predicted model, not a curated record. Gene Ontology annotation, molecular function: carbohydrate binding; alpha-mannosidase activity. Bases 1 to 2952 code for a protein of 983 amino acids. Gene Ontology annotation, cellular component: lysosome. NCBI's taxonomy places the organism in Eukaryota, Evosea, Eumycetozoa, Acytosteliales, Acytosteliaceae. The transcript is spliced from 3 exons. Gene Ontology annotation, biological process: mannose metabolic process.